AUGUGCUUUAUUUUCACCUGUGGAGAACAUGAGUUCUCAUCGCAACUUCAGGGAUACGAGAAUGUGUUAUGCCAAUGUCAUAAUUGUGGAAAUUAUUCUGCGAAAGUCAUAAAGAGACAUCCCUGGUUCACAUUCUGCUUCAUCCCAGUUCUCCCAUUGAGCUUCCAUGCUUACGAAGAUGUUGUCUGCUCUAUCUGCAAUUUCGCACAACCACUUCAAAACCGACCAGAUGUUCAAUCCCAGAUAAACGGAGGAGGCCAAGUGCCAUUACAGAAUCAACCCCCAGGUGGCGGCGGCGGCGGUGGUGGUGGUCCUGCGAAUCCUGGUUGGGGAGGAGGUCCGCCAGGUGGGAAACCACAACAACCUAUGCAGUACGCAUAA
Molecule: messenger RNA, 381 nt
Organism: Botrytis deweyae
Lineage: Eukaryota; Fungi; Ascomycota; Leotiomycetes; Helotiales; Sclerotiniaceae
Exons: 3
Coding region: 1-381 (126 amino acids)
Source: RefSeq, a predicted model, not a curated record